Molecule: messenger RNA, 5308 nt
Organism: Ceratitis capitata (Mediterranean fruit fly)
Lineage: Eukaryota; Metazoa; Arthropoda; Insecta; Diptera; Tephritidae
Gene: Gycbeta100B
Product: guanylate cyclase soluble subunit beta-1
Exons: 18
Coding region: 1212-4037 (941 amino acids)
Biological process (GO): response to oxygen levels; cGMP biosynthetic process
Cellular component (GO): guanylate cyclase complex, soluble
Molecular function (GO): heme binding; guanylate cyclase activity
Source: RefSeq, a predicted model, not a curated record
UUCGAUGUGCGAAUAACCUGAUAAACGGUAAACGAGCGAGUUAGAAUUUUUGAGUUGAAAAAAAAUAUACAUUAGUAUAAUAGAAAAAAAAUUAAAGUGAAAAUUUAAAUCAUUAAAAAUAGCCAGAAAUAUAUGCAAACGGUACUUUCGCGUCGGUAUCAAUUGAAUUCGUGCCGGUCCGGUUCGGUAAAUAAAAAUUCAUAAAAAGUUGCUUGAAUAAUUUAAUAUACAUAAUUCACAUAGCAAUUCCGUGUCUGUUUGUGACUUAUACGCCUUAGCAAAUAUUUUGAACGUAAAGUAAUCAGAAUCUGUGCUCGAGCAGAGUGGUGGGUGUCGAAAGUGAAGCUGACCAAGCGCUAACGUAAGGAAAAAUUAGUGCAAACAAAACGAAUGAAGCCAUUGGAAAAGUCGAGUGACAACGUAAAUAAAAAAAGUCAACAAAACCAAGAGGAAAAAGGAAGUUGAUGUGAAGUGAAUGGGCUGAAAAAAGUUUGUAAAGUGAAUUGGAAAGUGAAAGCAAACAUACAAGCUUGGCAAUAAAAGUCGCUUUAUUCUCUAACAAAAAAAAAAAAAAAUAAACGAAUUGCAUUAACAACUACAAUAAUAAUAAAACCACAACAAAAAUCACGUUAACGAUAAAACGGCAUUUCCGUUCAUCGAAAAGUUAAAAAAGCAUAAAAAGUCCAACUGCGAUUCGAAACGGUUAAUCGAUAUAACUGUAUCAAUAUCUGCAUACGCGCAAAUUUCAAUUGUUUGCUUUACAUACAUAUGUAUAUGUGUAUAUGUAAGUCUCAUUGUGCUAAUAGUUGAGUCUGUGCGCAACGCCAUCCUCUCGCUUAUCAUUUGUUUCGCACGCAUGCACACCAGCGUGACACAACAAAGUCACGAAAAUCCUUUGCGAUCACCGUGUCCAGCUGUGAAGGUUGGAAAAUUCACGCCCAACUGCACCAAGGAUUCAACAAGUCGAAUUGCAAAUGUUCCCUUUCGUUUUAUUGCUUUAAAAUUGAAAUGUUUUAAGAGCUCCCUGCCCUAUAUAUAAAAAUAAAAAUAAAAAUACUUAAAAUAAAUAUAAAACAAAGGUAAAUGAACUAUAUACACACCUAUAUACGCUGACUACAGCAGUUAUAUUGUGAAUUUUACUACAACAACGGUACAUACACACUUUGCAUUGCUUUUGCUCAAGCUCUUUUGGACUACAUUUAAAAUUCAAAAUGUACGGCUUCGUUAAUUACGCUCUGGAGCUGCUUGUGCUGAAGAAUUUCGGCGAGGAAAUAUGGGAUCAAAUAAAGAAAAAGGCGAUGGUCAGCAUGGAAGGUCAAUUUUUGGUACGACAAACAUAUGAUGAUGAAAUCACCUACAAUCUUAUUGGCGCUGCGGUGGAAAUUUUAAAUAUACCAGCGGAUGAUAUAUUAGAACUUUUUGGCAAAACCUUUUUCGAGUUUUGUCAAGAUUCAGGUUACGAUAAAAUUCUGCAAGUGCUUGGCGCCACACCGCGUGAUUUUCUCCAGAACUUGGAUGCACUGCACGAUCACUUGGGUACCCUUUAUCCAGGUAUGAGAGCACCUUCCUUCCGUUGUACCGAAAAAAAUGGCUCUCUACUGCUACACUACUACUCAGAGAGGCCUGGGCUGGAGCACAUCGUAAUUGGUAUCGUUAAGGCUGUGGCGUCGAAAUUGCAUGGAGUGGAAGUAGAAAUUGAGAUCGUUAAAAGGAAAGGUGAUCCUAUCGAUGAAGAGGACCGUACAGAUGUGUUUACACAGCAGCAGCAACAACAAAGCCCACAACAGCAGCAGCAGCAGCAACAACAAUCGUGCAGCACAAUAGCAAGUGGAAAUCUGCCAGAAGAGAAUAACAAUCACAAUAAUACCAAUAAUACCAGCAAUAACAAUAACAACGAAACCGAUGCAGAUGAUGAUGAUGAUGUGGUUGUGUUAUCAGCCUCAGAUGUUAGCAAUAAAAAGCAAGCUCGUUGCCCUUUUGGCCGCACCAAGACACUUUCAACCUCCUCGAUGAGCAGUAGUGGCAAACAGGCGGACAGCUUUGAUGGCGACCCAGACAAGCAGGAGCAAAAAUGUUUACGUUUACUCAAGAACAAAAGUGACGACAUCGAACGUUAUGAUCAUGUACAGUUUCUCAUACGUGAAAUCGGUACUAGCAGCAGCAAUGCAACAACAACUACAACAACAGGAGGUGGAGGAGGAGGAGGAGGAGCAACAGCCACAACAUCAUUAGAGUCAUCGGCAAGCGGUGGCGGCGAUGAACAACGUACGAUAGCCCUAUGCAAGGAGGAGGCCAAGGAGCCGCCGGAUGAAGUUGAUUUUUUGUGUGAAGGUGAGGAAGAGUCUGAGUGUGCAAGCACUAGUACCGCUAGCAAAGAUUUAGAUCUGCCGGAUGAAGUGUAUUUUAUGAGCGAAGCGCCGCUUAUCUCGCCCGCCACAUUUUGCAAGGUGUUCCCAUUCCAUUUGAUGUUCGAUCGACAGAUGAAAAUUGUGCAAGCCGGCAAAUCCGUCUCGCGCGUCAUACCCAGAGUUGCGGUGGAAAACUGUUCAAUAUUGGAAGUGCUCGAGGCCAUACGUCCGCAUUUGCAGUUGACGUUCGAAAAUAUCUUAUCGCACAUCAAUACGAUUUAUGUACUGCAGACGCGUCAAGGAGCAAUGGGCAAACACGAACGUUAUCUGAGGUUAAAGGGUCAAAUGAUGUAUAUACCAGAAUCCGAUCGUAUAUUAUUCCAAUGUUAUCCCAGCGUUAUGAAUUUAGAUGAUUUAACGAAAAAGGGUCUGUAUAUUUCUGAUGUGCCGCUGCAUGACGCCACCAGGGAUUUGGUGCUGCUAUCGGAGAAAUUCGAGGCUGAAUAUAAAUUGACAAAGAAUUUGGAAUUACUUACCGAUAAGCUGCAGCAAACCUACAGGGAUUUGGAGAGCGAAAAGCAGAAGACCGACAGGCUGCUCUACUCGGUGCUGCCCAAAUCGGUGGCCAAUGAGUUGCGACAUCAACGCCCAGUGCCGCCUAAACGUUAUGAUUCGGUUACGUUGAUGUUUUCCGGCAUUGUUGGUUUCGGCAAAUAUUGCGCUGAGAAUACGGACGCGGAGGGCGCUAUGAAAAUUGUAAAAAUGCUGAAUGAAUUGUAUACCGUCUUUGAUGCGCUAACCGAUUCGAAGCGAAACCCAAAUGUGUACAAGGUGGAGACUGUUGGCGACAAGUAUAUGGCUGUUUCUGGUCUGCCCGAUCACUGUGAGGAUCAUGCCAAAUGCAUUGCCCGCUUGGCCUUGGAUAUGAUGGAUAUGGCAAAGAAUGUUAAAAUGGGUUCGAAUCCUGUGCAAGUGACAAUUGGCAUACACUCGGGCGAAGUGGUGACCGGCGUUAUCGGCAAUCGUGUGCCACGCUAUUGUCUCUUCGGCAACACGGUAAAUCUGACAAGUCGCACUGAGACCACGGGUGUGCCCGGACGUAUCAAUGUCAGCGAGGAAACUUAUCGAUUACUCUGUCAGGAGAUUAACCAUGACGAUUCGUUCAAUCUCGAAUACCGUGGUCCAGUCGUGAUGAAGGGUAAGCCGACACCAAUGGACUGUUGGUUCUUAACACGCAACACAGCGGCGACAGCAACACGCGUUAGCGUUACCGACUCACCACUACCACCAAAUACGCCGCCACCACCCUCAUCAGCAGCAACAGCAACAUCAACAGCAACAGCAGCAGCAAACUUAAGUUCGCCCAGUGGCAGCGACGCGGCAGCAAAUGCUUGUGGCUCGAGUACAACCACUUUCGCUGGCACAACUGUGUCAGCAGCUAUGCAGUCAUCAUGCACAACAGAUGCGACGGAUGAUAAUAUUGCUACAAGUCAAACACCUGCGGCUACAACAAUACCAACAGCAACAGCAGCAGUGCCAUCAAACACAUUUUCACCAACAUCACCUGUAUCGUCAUCCUCUUCGUCGGCUGUUACCGUGGCAAGUGGCGGUAUUGCAUCCGCCGGUGGUACAGACGCCAACACCAUUCAACCAGCAGCUGUUACGACACCACCUGCUGAAAUGACAUAGGAAAUGUGCAAUGACUCAUCCUGUUGCUGCUGAAAUAUACUCUAAGUACAAGAGCGCAGGUAGGCCAGAGGGGGAGGGGGAGCGAAACAGCGUAUUGAAGAUAAACGGCAGCAAGGAUUGGUGUGUGGGGAGUUGCUUGUGAGAGUGAGAAGACACAUUCAAAUUUGUAAAGUGAGCUUUGGCAGAGAUUGAAUUGGAUUGGUUUGAUGUGGCGCAAGCAGUGUGUUGUGGAUUGCAAUGUUUUGCUGUCACAUUAUCAGCUCAAAGCAGUGGAUGGAUUGACGGAGCACACAAAAGGAAAGUCCACAUACAUAUAACUAUAUAAAACACCUUUCAACUGCAAACACUCACUCUUGUACGUACAUAUGUAUUUUAUAUGUAGCUAUGUAAUUUAACAUCAGAAAAAUAAUUAAUAUAUUUGUAAAUAGUGAUUUCAAAAGCAAAGUACCCGUGCAAUGUGAGGAAUUACAUAAAUGUUUCACUUCUUUUUUUUAAACUACACUUGCAACCAACUGCCUUCUCAAGUGAGUUCAAACAAACAAAAUAAAAGUUAUAUUGAAUUUGGUAGAUAUCCAAAUGUAUAUGUGUAUAAUGUUCAAUCAUGAUUUAUACAUCCUACACUAAAGACUUUCAGAAAAUCUGAUGGCUCACUAUUGUCGGUAACAAGAAAAAGAAAUAAGCCUAUGCUACCCUACUGCGGCAUUGUUUUUAACAUUAAUUUUCAAGCGUUUAAGUAGAGCGAAGUGUGGUUUUAGGCGUAAUAUUUCUUACAAUACUGAGCCAAUGAAUUUUUGGCGUCAGCAGAGUUACAAGGUACCUAACCAAUUAUUUAUUAGAAAAAUAAAAUAUACAUAAAAAUUCAUAAAUUUUGUUCCAACAAUUUUCCAAGCCAAUUUUUUUCUCUCUAACCAAAUAACGGGUAUGUUAAGAAUUUUCAAAGGUUUCUUCAUAACUAAACGCAGAGAGCACAAAAAAUAUAAAAAACAAAGAAAUAAAAUAUAGCAAUUUUGAUUGAAUUUCAACUAAAUCUACGUCUAAGCAACCAAAAAAAAAAAAAAAUUAGCCAAAUUUUAAGCAAAUGUUUUGAUGUAUGUAAAUAUACAUGUAGCUAAAUUGUAAACUUUUUCCAAACGCAAAAACAUUAAACUUAAAGCAAAUAUUCUAAUUGGAGCUGAUCUAUGAAGAAGAAAACAAGAAGUGGAAAAUAAAAAAUAAGAAGAAGAAAAUAAAAUGAAGAAGAAAGUGAAAUUACUACUGUUUAUAAGUACACA